CUCUCAUUGGGGCACUGCAUAAAAAGUUUUCUAAUAAAAGUAAUAGAUUGUUCAAUUGCUUGGGUCCAUCCUUCGCAGUUGGGUAUAGUGGGUCCAUUCAAUUGCAUUUUUUACUUAUAGUUGGGUAUAGUUGGAUAUUUUGGAGUGUGGUGAUUUGGGUAUUUCGAAAUCGCGAUUUGGGGAUAAACAUUUUGGAGUGCCUGCAAAUCAAAUUUGGGUGAACCAGAACAGAGAGGAUGAGGAUCUCCUGCAACGUCAAGCUCGAACAGAGAAAAGAGGGAGAACAAAGAGAACCCGAAAACAUAUAUGGGGAAGAAUAAAGUUGCUCCCCUAGCAAUCCUUUUGCGCGAGCUCCAAGACUCCCAAGCCGCCUUAAGUUGGGGUUUCCGCGAAGAAGAGGAAGGCAAACAAAAUUGGGGAAAAAAUUCUUCAGUGUUUAAAAAGGAAAAACAGAGCCAGCAAAAAAAGGCCGUGGGAGGAUUCUCCAUUAAUGCUUCUUCAACCAGGGGCUUCGACGGCAAAAUUACACUCUCCGUUCUCAUCACUUGCUCUUCAAACCCUAACUCAGAAUUUUUUAAUCACUGCCACUGCCACAUCAACUGCCACGUUACGCAGAAAUGCAGAAAUUAUUUGAACAUGGAUGGAGCAUCACAAAGUUGAGUUACAAAAUAAGAAUUGCAACCCAAAUGCCUUAAGCAUCUAAGGAAUGGGAUUUUGAAAAGGAAGCUUACAAGGGAUGAGGCUAUAAAGCCAGAUGAAGGGACACAUCCUUGGUGUUGCAAAGAACUCAGCACACUCAAACACUGAUCUCUGAAAGGGAAGAUCAGGAAUACAAUUGUUGCUAACAUCAAGAACCCCUCUCUGAAUCAGCAUCCUACAGAAUGGCCCCACAUGUGUGAAAUAGUUAUCUGAUAAUGAAAAGUUGACCAAAUUCACCAACCCUGCACACACCACUUCUGGCACCAUGCCAUACAAAAGAUUACCACCCAAAUUGAGCACCUCCACCUUCUGAAGACAGCUCAAAGAUAAAGGCAAAGGGCCUGUCAAUUGGUUGUUCCCAGCAUCAAACACUGUGGACUCUUGAAGAAAACCAAUCUCGUAAGGCAAACAACCUGUUAACUGGUUGUUAAGUAGUAACACUUCACUUAGAGAGGCCAAAGCCUUGGGAAGACUUCUUGGGAUAGGACCCAUGAACUUGUUGUUUGCUAAGGUGAGUAAGAGAAUCUGAGUGGUGGCUAAGUUAUCAGGCAACCCUUGAGUGAAGAUGUUGUUGUUUAUGAAAAGGACUUGGAGGUUCUGUAUGAAUAUCUGUGGUGGCACUGCCCCAGAGAAAAAGUUGAACCUCAAGUCCAAGAAUGUUAAACCAGUCAUGCCCAGAACAGCAGAGGGAAAUGGACCAGAUAACUGAUUGUUGCUAACAUCAAGCUCAUAUAGGUAAGGGAGUUUGGCUAUUUGGGGUGAGAUUGUGCCACCAAAACUGUUGGAAUUGGCAUGGAAGAGAGCAAUGUCAGGGAGGUUAUCAAUGAAGCCAUCAAGGGUGGAAGCAGCAAGCUGAAAACCAUUGAAGUCAACAGAGGCCAAAGCAGUGGCAGAAGUGUUGUCAGGAGGAGUGUCACAGUAGAAGCCUCUAUAGCUGCAUAUGUCUGAUCCAACCCAAGUGUUGGUCACCCCCAGAGGAUCAGAAGUGAUGGAAGAUUUGAACUUUUGGAUUACUGGAUACACUACUUGAAGUCUUUGGUCUGCAAAAACAAGAGGGGGUGAAGCUGGAACUGCUUGAAUGGUAGUAGAUUUUUUACAUGGGGUGGUGUUGCUGUGGUUGCAACCUUUGGCUGAGCCACCACCACUACCAGUACCUUUGCUCCUGUGGCCACUGCUACUACUUCUUCUGAGAUUCUUUGUGUCUGUGUUAACAUGAUGUGGUGACAUGUGCACAGGAAGAGACACCAAGAAGAUGUACAAAAUUGUGACCAACAAUUUUGCAGGAAUGCUACUCAUGUUGUCUGCUUUCUCCUCAACUCUACACACUUUGUUUGGUUUUGAAGCAAAGUAGGCAGAAAGAGGUGCAGCUUAUGUUAGGACAACUUUCAUCAAACACUUAAUGCUCAAUAAGCAAAAUGAUUGGGCAUAUAAUAAUCCAAACAAUUGUGUUUCGUCACAUGCUCGUCAUAUUUCAUUCUCACACAUCAUAUUUACGAAAUCGAUU
Messenger RNA from Vigna angularis (adzuki bean), 2203 nucleotides. RefSeq lists its product as uncharacterized. NCBI's taxonomy places the organism in Eukaryota, Viridiplantae, Streptophyta, Magnoliopsida, Fabales, Fabaceae. The record is from RefSeq and is a predicted model, not a curated record. The coding region runs from base 307 to 660 and encodes 117 amino acids. The transcript has 3 exons.